Molecule: messenger RNA, 5381 nt
Organism: Cataglyphis hispanica
Lineage: Eukaryota; Metazoa; Arthropoda; Insecta; Hymenoptera; Formicidae
Exons: 18
Coding region: 469-5232 (1587 amino acids)
Cellular component (GO): cytoskeleton
Molecular function (GO): protein binding
Source: RefSeq, a predicted model, not a curated record
UUGGUCAGUUUGCAGGCAGGUCAAACGGCAAACACGUCAGUUGGUGUUUGUCACACUUAUCUGCCACUUCGGAGUAAAGCGCGCAAUUCUCGUGGUCUCGCAUUUCUCGCGUCUGACACGCGGCUCUUACAACACGUGUGACGAUUUCACAACGUUUAAUCGUGAACGAUAAUUCCGGACGGAAAGCAGGAGAACGCGGAACAACGCUCUCCUAAAGGGGGGCUACAGAAUCGAAGUUGCGCCAGCGCCGAGGAUUACUUUUCAAACGAGCGCAGGACAAAAUGCGGCGUGUCAGCGCGCCCGGGUAAUUUGACGUGUGUGCAACGUGCAGUAUAUUUUUUUUUACAGUGUUAUCAUAUUUGUGGUGAGUUCUCUGGGGGAGGGGGGGGGGGAGGAGCUUUCCGCACGAUCGAUCGUCGUGACGGUGAAUAUCGAAGGGAGGUGUCGCGGCACAAACGGACAACGAGAAUGCCAACGGACGUGACCGAAGUCCCAGGACUCGCAGUGGUGGCAGGGGAUGUUCUUACCCUGCGAGGCACAGGACUCGCUGCUGCAGAAACAUGGGCUCUCCUCUGCCAAGCUGCCCAGGCCCUCCAAGAUCUCUUUCUUUCAAAUGGAGGCGUGGUGGGCGGCUCGAGAGCAGGACCGGUGGUGACUCCGCACACACUGGAAUUGACACCACGUGGUAGGGUUUUGCUGCAGCUUGCACCGCCAGAGACUGCUCGCGCGUACCUACCACCGGAAUAUCGACCCGGUCGGAUUUAUUCGGACACGGAUUCGGAAAAAAUGUGGAUGUAUUCUUUAGGAAGGGCGUUACUUGACACGACUCCUAGAAUAGCGGCAUUAACGGGCACCGUUUCUGUUUCGCCCUCUUCCGCUUUGCAAUCAGUGUUGGCCGCAAUGACGGAACCUGAUCCUCGCAGACGUGCCUCUUUGAUGAAUCUGCUUGACGUAAUAUCCGAAUAUUGCCGGACGCGUCUACAAGCAAGACCCUUUACACAUAUAGUGAUGGAGAUGUAUCGAGAAGUUGUGAGAUCGCCGCAAUAUGCCGCGCGAAAGCGAGCAGCCUACUAUCAGCUGAACGUUCUUUGUCCUACACGAAACAUCAUCGAUCCAUCGAAUCACGAGAAGAUCUAUGGCCAUCAUCAUGCACAGCGGCAGCAGGACCAGGUCCAACUGCCAUCUUUUCAACAUCAGCUUCAUGUCGGACAACAUUUAUUGAAUCAUCUGUCUGUUCAGCGGCAGCAGCAACAACAACAGCAAGAUCACGCUCAAUUUUCGAUUAAUCAAUUUCGCUCGCUUCAACAGCAACAAAAUUACGUACAGGAUCAUCGUCACAAUCAUCACCAUCAUUAUUACACGAAGGGAGCGCAUUUCCGAACACAAUCGCGCAAUUCUCUGUCGCAUCCUAAUCUAUCAAGCUUAUGCGGCUCGCAGCAGCAGCAUGCAGAAGUUAUCAGUAUGAACACCUAUAGAACGCAGUUUCAAUCACAAGUGGACAUCCAAAGCGGUAGUCGAUCGAUAGGACCGGCGACGACUCAUCAUCAACGCCGGAUUCAUCAUCACUCGAGAACGUAUUCACAGCCGGUUUACACGUUGCCUCAGCAUACCAGAAGCAGCGGCAAUCUACCGACGACAACCAACGCGACAGCCGACAGUAAUCCUGACAAAAAUAUUUACAACGACCCGAUAUAUGCCCUGCCGGUUAAGCCCUUUUUGAGCUCCCAGGAUGUGCGGGUCAAUGGACUAAUGGCGAAAGCAAUUCGUUGCAGCGACGAUAUUCACGAUGGAUCAUCAUCGAUAAGCAGGCAUCCUUCAAACACCGGUCACUCUCAGCCUGACGUAAUCUCGCAACCAAACGAACGCCUUCACGAGGAUAUUUACGAACGCACACCUGCGAAAAAAAUGGUCCUUCAAAGACAACAUUCGAAUCCGCAACUGCCUAAUAGAACGCAAGUUGAUGAUGAUUUCAAGCGAUUGUCGCAACCGAGCGUCGCGACGAUCGAACCUCGAUGCGUCGCGCAAAAAGAAGAACAAAUUAUUCGACAACAAAAUCCAGUGCCUUCCUUGAGGCUCAGGGGAAUCCAAGGACCUCCAAAACCACCUCGAAUUAUCACCACCCUAAGAAGAGCUGCUCUUUCCGACUCAGAAUGUAACAGCCAGACGGAACCACCGGCGAAACCUCCCAGAAUUAUGAUGAAAAACGGGCCAAGAGCUCGGCGGGGAAAAGCAGUGCAAAGGGCACCAUCGCGCCUGUAUAGAACGGUUGGUGGACCCAUGAGAUGUUUCAAUAAAGCGCAAUGUGUAGGUCCUGAAUUUGUCGUUCGUGCCAAUCAGCCCCCAAAAACAUUGUGCGUGGGUCAAGUCAAGGCGGGCAGUUCUGGCCGGAUAGUCGUAAUAAUGCUGACAGGACAACGCGUAGAGGUAACAUGCGAUCCUCAAAAGGUCACCGCCGGAGAUUUAUUUCAGGCUAUUGUCCAAGCGGAGAGUCUAGACGAGAAUUUCACUUUGGGACUGGCCGUGCUACUGGCCGGGGAUUUCGCGAUAUUACCGCCCGAUACGAAAUUAAAUAAAGUCGCACCACCGGGGUGGUUAAGCAGCGGCAAGAGCAAAAGCCUCCUGGGUCUACCAACCAGUUUCAUGCUAUAUCUGCGGCUUCGAUUUUUUUUGCCAUCCCUUCGCGGUAUCAGAAGCUGGAUAUCGAUGCAUUUGCUAUAUCUACAAAUAAGGCGAUGUAUACUGGAGCAGCAGUUGGUCUGCCCCUAUUCCGAAUUAAUCAAUCUGACGGGCCUUGCACUUCAAGCCGAAUUCGGAAACUACAAUGUCAAUGAGCACGGCUGUGGGCAUUAUUUCCUUCUCGAGCAUUACGUGCCGGAGUCCCUGAUAUUGAGCGCAGACCGGCAUCAAUUGCAGCCCUGCGUCGACGCCGAUACACUUCGAGCGCAGCUACACCGGGCUCACCGCGAACGCCGUGGCUUAGACUCGAACAAAGCCGAAGAGAUGUUCAUAACUCACGCGCAGUCCCUGCCAGAUUACGGCUCACACUACUACAUCGCCACGGUGGACUCGAAGGAGCUCGAGAAGCUAAUGGUACAGCAGAGAAAAGGGAAGAGGACCGUGUCCGACAACCGCAAUGUCGCAUCGUCGCUCGAUGGCGUGGAAAACGCUUAUCGCCAGAAGAAAUCUUUAGAACAGGAAGCGUGUCCUGCUUACGGCAACAUCGGAGUUCCGCGAUUAGGCUCUUGCGAGAACGUGCCGAUAAUUCCUUACGCGGACGAGCGCGCAAAAAGCACAAGAUUGUAUCACGACGAAAUGUGCAUUAAUAAGAACAAUAAUAACAAUAUUAUCAUUAAUAGCAUUAACGGCAAUAACAAUAAAAAUAAGACCGGCAAGAAGAAAGCGGAGAGCAACGUGUGGCUGGCGAUACACGCUCAAGGCUUGAAGCUGCUAGAACGAGGAGGAGAGCCGAGGGAGAGAACGGAACUGGCUCACUUUCAGUGGCGGGAUGUGCAGACGUUGAGUUACAGCAAGAGUUGCCUGGUAGUGUACAGCAAGUUGAACGGAAAACGAUGCAAGUUCAAGCUAAGGAUGGAUCAUCGAAAAAGUUACUUCGCCUUUAAGCUAACUUCCCUGCAUCAUCAGUUCUUUCUAAGGCUUCGUUCAGAGCUUACGUCGCUCCAGGGCCUCGCGAAUGAUUUUGGAGUGCCUCUGACAACGGAAGCCAAACCAUCGCCAUUGAAAGUCAAGAUCAAUGACGGUAAAACUAAAAUAGCGAUUGCAAACACAGUCAAGGUGCAAAAGAAAAUGAAUUAUCCGAUGCAAUUGGAGGAGUAUCAAAAUAAGGAGAACGAAAAUCCUCAGAAGGACAUUAACGUGGUGGCAACGAAAGACGUCGGUCGUGAACCCGGCUUUUAUUCGUCCGAAGAAGAUGCUCUUUACGCGCAAGUAAACGUGCGAUUAGAGCCAGAAGGUCAAUCGCGAGACACAGAAGAGGAAUCGGAGAGAGGUUUAACGACGCCGAAUGAGAUUUUGUUGGAACCUAAAUCAAGCUUAUUGGAAACGAAAUCGGAGGACGAUAAACUCUACGGUUCCCCUCAAAGAGACAGCGAGACUGAAAUCGAAUGCACGUAUUCGCUCCCGAAAACCAUAUCGAACAAUAUCAAUCAGUUGGAAAAACCUAACAAUCCUGAAGAAUUAUAUGCCGCUAUUAAUAAGGUGCGUCUAUCGGGAAAGAAUGAAUUUCCUGUUCCGGACGAAGUUUGGAAUGUGUCAGACGUGAGGAAGACACUACAAAAGAUGAAGACAUCUAGUUUACCGAAUUACGGCGUGCCAAAACAGUCGGGUGGUUUUCGUACACCCAGCUUACCACGUCGAUUGGGUGUGAAAAUGGGAACACGAGCGAUCUACAGUAGCUUGGUGCAAAAAGAUAUCGCGCUUACCGACGACACGGAAUCGCUAUCUCUAAAAUCCGAUACCGAAUCGUCUAUUCAAUCAAUAUCAGCGCGAUCCACCGAAUCACCCAUGCCGGAAGCAUAUGUGCUGAAUGCCGAUAUACGAACCGACGACGAAACUUUUCGGGUUCCGGAAGACGAAUCGAUGUCGGCAUCUUUAAUGGCUCGUUUAGAAGAGCUGUCGUUUGCCGAGGAACGAGUUUUACACACGAUCAAAUUGGAACGCGGCCACGGUGGUAGCAUAGGUUUGCAAGUGAUGGAGGGUAACGGUGGCGUUUAUGUUCAGGCGGUCUCUGUUGGCGGAUCAGCUGAUAUGGCCGGGAACGUCAAUAAAGGUGACCGGAUCGUAGCAAUAAACGGUCAGAAUCUGCUCAACCUCCGAUAUGAGGACGCUCUGAAGAUGCUGCAGAGUUCGUCUGAAACGGUCGAGUUGGUUCUCUCGCAACCCGCUAAACGAAAGAAUAUAGACUCGAGAGAUGACCAGAACCAGGGUCCCAUAGAAAACCAUUACUUACAUGACAUCAAAUUCGAUGUGUCAGAGGCGGAAACGUCAAGUAUAAUGAACAAAUGGAUCGUUCAGAAAACCACGGAUGUAGCGUCAGUGCAGAACACCUCGAGCGCAUACAGUAGUGCCGCGUCUAGCGCGAUGGGCAAUCAUAAUAAUGCGAACAGCCUAUAUAUGACUGACUUUGUUGACAAUAACGCAUUAAAAUCUGCCAGUAUGCUGCUAUCUAUAGAAGAUUUCGACGUCAGUAGAACAAGCCGUCAAGUUUUUAUUUAGAUAACGGAAAUUCGGCUGAUCCACCCGUACCACCGCGACGAACAAAACGCAAGAACAAACCUGCAUCGAUCGUGUCAUCGGUAACGAGAAGCGAUGCAAUAGAAACGACGAACGACGAUGCGAGAUCUCGGCAAAAAUGUCCGCUGCAG